AUGGAAGCACAUCAGAAGAAGCAGCUGGUGGCGGUGGGUCUUCUUAUCUUUACAGUCUUUAUUUCUGGUGUUGGAGCUUGGACUGGUGAAAUCCAUGGCAGAGUUGUUUGUGAUGUCUGUGGUGACUCCGCCGUUGGACCUGAAGAUCAUGUUCUAGAAGGUGCUGAGGUAGCUGUUCUAUGCAUUACAAAAUCAGGGGAAGUUCUAAAUUACCAGGCAUUCACGAAUGAUAAGGGGAUAUAUACAGUGGCAGAGACGAUGCCUGAGAGCGACCGCUGGGAUGCAUGUCUGGCCCGGCCCAUCAGCAGCUUCCAUGAGCAUUGCACUCAUGUUGGGGAUGGUAGCUCAGGAGUAAAGUUCAGUUAUAAUCACCCAUCAGGCUAUUCACACACCGUCAGAACUUUCGUCUAUCGACAAGCAAGUGUACCAGCAUACUGCAUUUGA
Prunus armeniaca (apricot) is the source of this 444-nucleotide messenger RNA. NCBI's taxonomy places the organism in Eukaryota, Viridiplantae, Streptophyta, Magnoliopsida, Rosales, Rosaceae. The record is from the annotation of a GenBank genome assembly.